AUGGAUUUUUGUAAAGAUCAUUGGGAACAACCUUUUACAUUUUAUUGUUCAACUUGUAAACAGUUAGUUUGUAAUGAAUGUAUCGUCAGUACACAUCAAACACAUACAUUUUGUACCAACAGUAAAAUGAGAGUAGAAGAGGAAAGCAAUCGUUUCUAUAUGAAAAAGAUCGAAUAUCUUUGGAAACAAUUGAAACAUACAACAACAACAGUUGAAUCACUCAGAAAGACAGAGACCGAGAUAGCAGAGUUCUACAAAGUACUUCACGAUCUUCUCAUUCAAGAGGAGCAUAAGAUCAAGAAACAAGUGACUUCAGAGAUUGACAAUGCAGUUCCGUUAGUUCUUGAUUUAGUUAAAGAGAUACAAACAACAAAACAUGUCAUCGAGUCAAUGGGUCUGGAGAUUACCAACUUAAUGACAGUGGAAACAGUACAAGAAAGUAACAACAACAAUGAUGAUACCACUAUCAGUGAGCAAGUGGAGGAAAUGGUUACCGAGGAAAUAGUCAGUAUCAGGGUUGUCGAAGAUGAUAUCAAUAAGCUGUUUGAUGCAGUUGGUCAUUGUUCAAAUUUAGAAUCAUUUUUGAAAAAUGAAUCAUUAUUUCCAAAGUCAGUUCGAGAGAGUGACAAACCAAUCGACCAAAAGCAACUUAUUGAAUGUAUGGGAUACAUUACACAGCUCAAACCAUCAAUUUCAAUCCGAUUACCAAUUGAGUAUGAAGUAAAGUUCUCUGAACAAGCUAGAACCAGUAUUGUUUCAAGUAUUCCUCAAUUAAACGAUUUGUAUGACAAGAACAGAAAGUUUUUAGUUAUUCAUAAGAGUGAUGGAUGGAUUAAGUUGGAUCUUGCAAACGAAACUAUAAGCAACGUUGAUCCACCAACUUCAAAUAGUUAUUAUACCCUAUCAGUAAAUGGGCGCACUUCUUUGAUAUGUGAUAACUCAUUAUACACAUUUCAAGAUAGUAAAUGGAAGAAAGAGUCUUUAAUUAAGUCAGUUCCGAAUAUAACUAGUUCGUGUCACGACUCCAAGAAUAACACUAUUUAUAUAUUUUAUUCAGAAUAUUCGCAAAAUUAUAUGUUGAAAUGGAAUCUUAAUGACAAGUCAUCAAGUGUUUCAACAUUAAAAUCACAUGUAAGUGGUAUACCUAUAUUCAUUGACAAUUCAAUAUAUUUUUUCAAUAACUCAACCAAACAAAUUCAACUUUUGGAUCAAGAAAAAUACACAAUGGACUUACAUUAUUCAUAUGAGAAAGUAAUUUCAAGAAAACUUCAUUACGGUAUCUAUGAUAGAAAUCGAUCAGUCUAUAUAUCAACAAAGAAAUCUAUAUACAAGAUAUCUGUUAUCGAUAAAACAUGCACCAAAAUAACAAAUCUUCCUUGUUUCCUCAAUAAAAAAUCAACAAUUAGAAUGGCAUAUACUCUAGAGUAUAGAAAUUGUUUUAGUGAAAGAUAUAAUAGUUUGAAUAAAAAUUCGAUCAGACCAGCAAACUCACAGUUUUUUAUCGACUACGUAGAUAUUGAAGUUCAAAAAUGGAAAUUAAUUAAUUUUCCAUAUAUGGAUAUGGAUAAGUGUCAAUGUGGCAUUUUUUAA
Heterostelium album PN500 is the source of this 1590-nucleotide messenger RNA. RefSeq names its product B-box zinc finger protein. The coding region runs from base 1 to 1590 and encodes 529 amino acids. The transcript is spliced from 3 exons. Gene Ontology annotation, molecular function: zinc ion binding. The record is from RefSeq and is a predicted model, not a curated record. NCBI's taxonomy places the organism in Eukaryota, Evosea, Eumycetozoa, Acytosteliales, Acytosteliaceae.